Cyprinodon tularosa is the source of this 5039-nucleotide messenger RNA. RefSeq names its product semaphorin-5B-like. The coding region runs from base 200 to 3478 and encodes 1092 amino acids. Gene Ontology annotation, molecular function: semaphorin receptor binding; chemorepellent activity. The transcript is spliced from 22 exons. Gene Ontology annotation, biological process: positive regulation of cell migration; semaphorin-plexin signaling pathway; axon guidance. The record is from RefSeq and is a predicted model, not a curated record. Lineage: Eukaryota; Metazoa; Chordata; Actinopteri; Cyprinodontiformes; Cyprinodontidae.
CCUCCCCGCUCCCUCACAGCGUGCGGCUGAGUGUCGAUGUGUACCAAGUCUCCCCUCGUGGUCUUCAUACCUCUCUCUUUCUCUCCAGCCAUGUGAGGCACAGGGACCUGCUCCGCUCGUUUUGGUCUUCACACUCUGGAGGUGAUGAUGAGAAAGUGAUUCUUGGGGACCUAAAUCAGGACUGAAUGUGGUUGCAACUAUGGUAACGACAGGGUGGGGGUUAUGGGCCCUUUCCCCUUUUGGACUCAUGCUGGUCAUCGGUUGGUCUGUGUGUCUGUCGCAGCAGCAGAACGUCAGCCUCACAGACUGCAGCAGAAAAGAGCAUCCAAUUGUCUCCAAUAAAGCUCUGAAGAUGUGGGUGUUUGAGUUUUCCUAUCCGGGAGUGAAGGAUUUCUCCCAGCUAGCCAUGGACGUCAGCAGAAACCAACUAAUUUUAGGAGCAAGAAACGUCCUCUUCCAACUGAGUUUAAGCAACAUCUCCCUCAUCCAGGCAACUGAAUGGGCUCCCGACGAAGACACAAAGCGUUCAUGUCAAAGCAAGGGAAAAUCUGAGGACGAAUGUCAAAACUACAUACGGGUUUUGCUGAUUAGUGGAAGAACGCUCUUCACAUGUGGGACCAACGCUUUUACACCUGUCUGCGUAUCUAGACAGAUUUCCAACAUCAGUCAGAUUUUGGACACAGUGAAUGGCGUUGCACGCUGUCCCUAUGACCCCCACCACAACUCCACCGCAAUGGUGACACAGAGGGGUGAACUGUAUGCCGCCACAGUGAUCGACUUCUCUGGACGUGACCCGGUUAUCUACAGGAGCCUGGGGAACAUGCCGCCUCUUCGGACCGCACAGUACAACUCCAAAUGGCUCAAUGAGCCUCAUUUUGUGUCCGCCUAUGAAAUCGGCCGAUUUGCCUACUUUUUCCUGAGAGAAACUGCUGUGGAAAACGACUGUGGGAAGAUGGUGAUCUCUCGGGUGGCGCGGGUCUGCAAGAACGACAUGGGGGGACGUUUUCUGCUGGAAGACACCUGGACCACCUUCAUGAAGGCCCGUCUUAACUGCUCACGAUCUGGCGAAAUCCCCUUUUACUUCCACGAGUUGCAGAGCACCUUCCACUUGCCAGAGCAAGACCUCAUUUAUGGCAUCUUUACCACAAAUGUGAACAGUAUGUCAGCUUCUGCUGUUUGUGCCUUCAAUCUGAGCUCCAUCACUUUGGCUUUCAAUGGACCCUUUCGGUACCAAGAGAACCCUCGCACUGCCUGGCUCUCUGCUCCAAAUCCUAUUCCAAAUUUCCAGUGUGGCACACUAGAGGAGGAUGGUCCAGGGGGAAACCUGACGGAGCGCAGCCUUCAGGACGCGCAGCGGCUGUUCCUCAUGAACGAUGUUGUCCAACCCAUUUCCGUCAACCCUUUGCUUACACAGGACAACAUGCGCUUCUCCAAGCUGGUGGUGGACAUUGUGCAGGGCCAAGAUGCUCUCUACCAUGUCAUGUACAUUGGCACAGAUUAUGGCAGCAUCCUGAAGGUUCUGGCUACGACCAACAAAAGUCUUCAUGGCUGCUACCUUGAAGAGCUCCGGAUCCUCCCUGAUGGGCAAAGGGGAACAAUCAAGAGUUUAAAAAUCCUUCAGAAGGACAGGUCGCUGUUCGUGGGGCUGGAUGACCGACUGGUGAAGAUCCCAUUGGAACGCUGCUCCAGUUAUCCAGCUGAACGGGACUGUUUGGAGGCUCGGGACCCUUACUGUGGAUGGGAUCUACAGAAGAAGCGCUGCACUACCAUUGAAGGGAGCUCCAAUAUGAACCACUGGACCCAAAACAUCACUGAAUGCCCAGUCAGGAACCUGACGCAGGAUGGUGGUUUUGGUCCCUGGGCAGCGUGGCAGCGUUGUAACCAUGAUGAUGGCGAGGGCACUUUUAGCAGCUGCAAGUGUCGGUCCCGCUUGUGUGAUGGACCGGUGGCCAGAUGUGGGGGGGUUGAAUGUAAAGGUCCAACAAUCCAAGUGGCAAACUGCUCCAGGAAUGGUGGUUGGACUCCCUGGUCCUCCUGGGGUCAGUGCAGCAGCAGCUGUGGCAUUGGAUUUGAGGUAAGGCAGCGGACCUGCAACAACCCUUCACCCCGCCAUGGAGGUCGAAUCUGUGUUGGCCAGGGUCGGGAGGAAAGGCUGUGCAACGAGAAAAAGCCAUGCCCCCUGCCUGUGUUGUGGACAGCUUGGGGGCCCUGGGCUCACUGCAGCGCUGAAUGUGGUGGAGGAGUCCAGUCUAGGACUAGGAUAUGUGAGAACGAGAAUAACUGCCCUGGAUGUGCAAUGGAGUACAGAGUCUGCAACCUGGAGAGUUGCCCAGAGGUUCGCCGCAACACUCCUUGGACCCCCUGGAUGCCAGUCAACAUCAGUCAUGAAGGAUCACGGCAGGAGCAGAGAUUCAGAUACACAUGUAGAGCACCACUCCAUGACCUCCAGCAGCUCCAGCUAGGAAAGAAGAAACUGGAGACCCGUUUCUGCCCCAACGAUGGCUCUGGAGCUUGUCAAACCGAUUCACUAGUUGAAGAAUUGGUCAGGACCAGUGGCAGAACUAUGUCUCAGCCUCAAGGUGCCCGAUGGGGACCCUGGGAGACGUGGUCCAGCUGCUCCCAAAAGUGUUCCAGAGGUUUCCGAACCAGAAAACGUAGCUGCUCCACGUCAGAAGGCAGGACCAACUUGGCGGCUUGUUCUGGAUCCCCAGUGGAGUAUCAGGACUGUAACGUCCAACCCUGCCCAGUGAGUGGAGCCUGGUCAUGCUGGUCUGCCUGGUCCCAGUGCUCAACAAGCUGUGGAGGGGGCCACUAUCAACGGACACGGACAUGCAGCAGCCCGGCCCCUGCCAAUGGGGGGGACAUCUGCAUCGGCCUGCAUACAGAAGAGGCCCUCUGUAAUAUACACCCCUGUGAAGGGUGGGGUGAAUGGACUGACUGGGGUGAGUGUGACGACGAAGGUCUGCAGCAUCGCAGCCGUCGCUGUGGUGAGGAACAGGAAGCUGAGGCCAACACCUGUCAGGGAAACCUUACUCAGUCCAGACCAUGCCGGCCACAUGAGGUGCCAGUGAUUUUACCAGAACAGGAGAACCAGAGCUGUGGAGCCUUUACCUUGUUCCAGUUGGUGGCGGUGGGCUUAGCCAGCUUCUUUGCUGCAGCUCUCCUCUCAGGCCUGGCAUACUCCUACUGCCACCACCUGAACCGACCAUCGGCCGAGUCAGCCGUCAUCCAUCCCAGCACACCCAACCACCUGACGUACAACAAGCAGGGCAACAUUGCGCCAAAGAAUGAGAAGUACAUCCCAAUGGAGUUUAAGAUGCUAAACAAGAACAAUCUUCAUGUGAACGAUGAGACGUGCAACCACUUCUCCUCCCCGAUGGCCUCCAGCAACAUGUUUACCACCACCUACUACCCUCCCUGUGUGAGCAAGUACGACUUCCGUCCGGACUCCCCCUGCAGGUCCUACAUGCACAGCUGAGAGGGGCUCACUCUGGGGUCAACAAACACAAACAUUCCCUUUUUUUCUUUUCUGCGCCUCCGUGAACAGUUUCCUUCUUGACAUUAGAGGAGGAACAACCUGGAGGUUCAACAUCAGAAUGUUAUUAUAUAAACUUUUGUUUGGGUUUUAUUGAGUAGAUACAUUUUUGAUAAAGGUCCAGUUUUACCCUAAACCAGAAAUGUCCUAUUUAAGGAAAAAAUCCAAAUCUCACAGUGACACUUGUGCAUUGAUGCAGUAAUGCAUGCAUAAGGGGCCCUGACCAAGUACUGAAUGCAUAUAUUGGACAGUACAGGGGCAUUUUUCUUAGCAGGCUAACAUUUCUGCAUGAAAUGAGCUAUAACUGUAGCUUCUAUGUAAUGCUCCGCCUUCCUUAAGAAACUAAAUGUUGGCUUUUCACUAGCGGUAAGCCGCAAUCAUGAAAAUUAUCUGAAAUUAACUCAAAAAAACAUUGAUUUCCGCUUUUUGGAUGGAAAUACUGUAUCAAACGAAUUUUCUGAUGAUAUUCAAAUCUACUUAAAAUGUUCCCAUUGUCAUUUUUUAUUUGUUCAUUUCCUGGUCUCACAAAGUCAAUUAUAAACAAAGGGCUGGGUUUGGUCAGACUGACGAAGACAUCACUCAUAGAAGCUCACUGAAAUCAAAAUGAAAUCGUAGAAGACUCAAAAAGGCAGAUAUGAUUUCUUAAAUACUCUCUGAAAGGUAAAACCAACACCUGCAGCAGCUGAGGUGAAAGCGACAGAGAGGUUUUAACCAACAGGGCUGGACAUCACCGGAGGAUGAUUGACCGCAAUCUAACAACAACCAUCCACCUGUCAUGAGGACAUUUUUUACAUUUUUGAGACCCUCAUGAACUACGGACUGAUUUAACCUCAGCUGGGAUGCAUUGAAUAACACAUGGAGACACUAAAUGGAUUUAUUCCUUUAAGUGCAAAACUACGGCUGACUUGCUUUAAUUUUUUACUUUGAUCCAACAAUGAAAAGUCAACUAAAUAGAAAAUGUUGUGAUCUACUCGACGUUGCUCACGUUGCAGAAUAUAUAAAUGAUCUUACAUGCGUUCCGUAGAAAAACUAAAACAAGGAAAGUAUUUGGUAUGUUUCCCUUGAGAUGUUUCUUCUUGACAUGCUUCUUUUAGCAAUCAGCAAGUUUCUGGGACAUUUCUGGAUGAAUAUUUGAUGACGUACUCGCUUUUAGACAUUGAUCAUAAAUUUUCAAUGGGGUUGAGGUUGGGGCCAUUUCAGAAAUGUUAUGUGAGCACAGUUUGACCAUUUUAGUCCAUUUACCAGAGUCGAUUCGUUACCAAACUAUCAGAUGACAUUUCUACAAAAUCAGUAAAUCAAUGGUGUAAUAAUACUACACACAGCAUCAACAACCAAAGUAGUCGGUUUUGCUAAUUUUCAAGAGAUGCUUUGAUAUUUUUAAGCACUUUAAAUACUGUAAAUGUUUAUUGUCAAGUUUAAUUUAAAGACCCCAUACUGGUUUAUUAAGUGGGGUCAUGACCCCUAAUUUUUUGCAAUCAAUAUUCUAGAGGUUUUGGGACAACAU